This is a messenger RNA of Monopterus albus (swamp eel), 2625 nucleotides long. RefSeq names its product isthmin 2b (gene ism2b). Lineage: Eukaryota; Metazoa; Chordata; Actinopteri; Synbranchiformes; Synbranchidae. Bases 331 to 1743 code for a protein of 470 amino acids. The transcript is spliced from 6 exons. The record is from RefSeq and is a predicted model, not a curated record.
UGGUACUUAAAGCUCUCCCAGCUUUGGUUUUGAUGGAUAAAACGAGCACUGAGCUCGACCCGCCAUACCGACUGACAAUUGCUGCUCGAGGCGCUGGUGCCAGAUAUGGAUAACGCGCGGGACACCUCUGGGCGCUGGUGCGCAUCUUCAUAAAGUACGACACUUCGGGACUGACGAGGACUAAAAAUUCAUUUGUUAUGAGUCAAAACCGCUGACAACCGGAGAACACAAAGCUUCUUCUAAACCAACAAACUAAUUUGGAGAGAAUAGUCCGCGAAAAGCCUUCAAAGUACUUUUACAAACUUCAUAGGAAGCGUUGAAGUAGAGAAGAUGCGUCAAAACGCGGCAGGCAGAUUUCAGAUGCUGCUUUGGUCAUUACUUCUCGUUAGUUUGGGGACGGGAUUUCCUACCAGGCACAAUGUUGCCCACAAGGCUCAGGGCCACCCAUUUCACAGUGCUGGGGUCCAAUAUAUCUCUGACACUCUGGAGCAGCAGAACCAGGUGCAGAGUCUGCUGCCUGAAUCGAACAGCCAACAGAGGAGGUGGUCACACCCUCAGCACCGCUCUGUUGGUGUUCUCCCACAGCCGGAGCCUGAGGAGGAGACCCAGCCCUUCAUCUUGGACCUCAAGAACUUCCCAGAUCUAGCAAAUGCUGACAUCAAUGCGCAGAACCCCAACAUACAGGUAACUAUUGAGGUGGUGGACGAUCCUCAGAUGGAGGUAGAGAUGGACCUGGCCAAAGAAAAGGACUGGUUUCCCUCCUUUUCCUCCUCCCCUUCUUCUACAGUAGAUUGGCUCGGAGGCAAGAAACUUUUCUGGCCCCUUUUCUGGAGUUACACAGAUGCUGAUUCCAGCGAGGACAGCAACAGCCGGUCAGGCACAGCGGAAACUGGCGAGGAAGAGGAGGAGGAAGAUUACUCCCUGGAUUACGGAAGCGAGGAGCCCUUACCUAGUGGAGUGGGUGAAGACUGGGAUCCCUACUGGAACAAAGGCUGGGAUCCAGUACAGAGCUACUAUGAGAAGGAGACAGAGGAGUGGACUCCCUGGUCUCCCUGUUCAGUGACAUGUGGACAUGGUGAGAAAAAGAGGACCAAGUCCUGUGGUUACUCUUGCACUCUGACAGAAGCCUCUAAGUGUGACUUGGACCCUUGUCCUGGUGAUCUCAACACUGUGGUAGAGCCUUUCCCUUUUGAGAUGGAGAAUGGCACAGAGCCAUUUGGAGCAGAUGUGGAUAGCUGUGAAAAGUGGCUCAAUUGUAAGAGUGAGUUCCUUCAAAGAUACCUCCACCAGGUGUUGUCUGAGUUGCCCAGCUGCCCCUGUUCCUUCCCCUCUGAAGUGGCAUACGCUGUGGUCAGUGUCUACGAUGACAGUCAUGGACGGCAGUUCCGCUGGCGAGAUGCCAGUGGCCCUAUGGAGCACCUGGACAUCUACAAGCCUUCAGCGAAUAGCUGCAUCCGCUCCGCCCUUUCCGGUGACUCAUCUACACUUGCAGCACAACACUGUUGUUAUGAUGAUCGUGGACGGCUGAUCACACGGGGCAGAAGUGCAGGCACGCCUAACCUGAUCAGCACUGAGUUCUCACCCGAGCUGCACUUCAAAGUAGAUGUGCUACCGUGGAUCCUGUGCAAGGGAGACUGGAGUCGAUUCCAUGCUGUACGGCCACCCAACAAUGGGCUGAGCUGCCCAGAAAACCCCCAUGAAGAUGUGUUUAUGAAUGAACUGGAAGAGGCCAGGGAGUAUUGAGGGACCACAGCCAAAACGACCGCUUCACUCAGAGUCACAGGGCCCAAUCCUAACUUGACUACCUACCUUAAAAGUCAUGAAAUAUUAACCAUGCACUGAUUCAGAGGAAAUGCACAUUUGUGAAUGAGAGAUUUGGUGAAGUGUGGCUGUCUCAAGGUAGGAUUUGGCCCACUGUCCUGAUAUCAGGCUUGACUGAACUAUAUAAGUAUAUGAAUGGAUAAAAGCAGUAUUCUUCCAUUGCUUGUCAACUUGUUACACAUCUAGCAUGACAUCCAGCUCCUUCUCUUUAUAUUCAGUGCACUCUCCUGGGGGUGUGUAGGCAUGGUGUUUACUAAUGGCUAUUUGAUGGUGUCCUGGAGUGCUUGUGAUUGACUAAUAUCAACAUAUUGUAAACAUCCUCAUCGUGCUUCUUGUAAGUUUUACAUUAGGAAAUGUGGGAGUAUGGGUUGGUUAUACUGAUGAAACAAAACCCUGAACGGGCAUAGUCUGACAGAUGAAUCUCCCAGUUAUGCUGCUACAAUAUAAAAUCCUACAGGUUUUACAAAUGUAUUAAGAUGAACUAGUCAAUAGGACAUCAGUAGACCCAUAAUAUGCUGCAUGCAUUCACAGUAAUGUACAUUUCAGUCAGCCUUUUGGGACAUUAAACUACAGACAAAAAUGUGUUGAGGUAUUUGAGAGCUGACCCAGAGAAGUAAGCUAAAUGAUUUGAUAUAUUCUGUUAUAUCCGAGCUUGCUAGUGAGAAUUAUGAGAAAAGCUGUCAGGCAGUACUACAACAGAAACAGAACCUUUGAUUUCAAAUGUUUUGCCACACAGAUUGAUUUCAUCAAUCACAUUUUAACAGCCAGGAAAACAUGAUUUGGGUGCCAAAGAGUUACCAAUCA